AUUCCGGGCGGGCAUCUGGAAACGGUAGUUGUCGUGGAAACGAGAGACACUCAGACUUGUAAGAACGCGGACUGUGAAAAGUGCAACUUUAAAGAAGGGGAGGGCGGCGGGACGCGUGCUUGUGUUUGCUUCAGACGAGCGGCGUUUUGUUCACGUUGGUAAAGGUUUUUGCCCUCCUGCCUCCUUUUCCGUUUCUGUCUCCCUCUGCUCAGUUAUCAUGUCUUUUGGGCUAUUUGUGACCCCCCGGCGAUCCCUGAUUUCCAGCCGUGCCACGACCUACCAGGAUGACUCUGACUUUGGCACGAGUGACCAUUCUGCCAGCCCCUUGCCAGACCCAAGUACAGAAGGACCCCUGAAGAUCAGAAACAAAGUAGACUGCGGAUCGGUUGUCAUGACGUCACGCUUCAAUGGCAAGGGCACCUUACUGGCAGUAGGGCUGAGCAAUGGUGACAUCAAGGUCUUCCAUCCAGUUGAUGGCACGUUUCUCUACCAGUUGAGUGACAGCGAGAUCUUGAUGGCUGCUCUUCCCGUCACCAGCCUGCAGUUCCUGGACAUCAAUGACAAGUGGAAAGACUUGCUUCUCCUGGCUACAUAUGCCAGUGGGCACGUGCGUCUGUGGCACGUCUCUGGCAAACAGUGCCUGUGCUCCAUAGAGGAGGGAGACCGGCAGACCCUCUCGGUGGCACUUUCCCCCUCUGGUUCCCGAUUCGUCACCAGCGGCUCAGACUGCAAGCUGCACGUGUAUGAUACGGAGACGAGGCAGCUGGUUCAGACGUGCCAGGGCAGCAUCGCAUUGAACAAGAUGGAUGGGCACCGUUUCCGGGUGUUUGCGGUGGCUUUCCACCCAGAUAUGGAGACAGAGUUCAUCUCGGGCGGGUGGGAUAACACAGUGCAGUUCUGGGACAUGAAUCAGGUCACUGCUGUGAGGAAGCUGUUCGGUCCCCAUAUUUGUGGCGACGCCCUGGAGGUGGACGCUUCAACUAAUCAGAUUCUUACAGGCUCGUGGAGGAAAGAGAACGCCUUAGAGCUUUGGGACUAUAAGACGGGGAACAAGCUGAGUGACAUCCCUGAUGACCACACGGGACACUCCCUGAUUUACAGCUGCCAUUACCUGGGGAGCGAGUACAUAGUGGCCUCGGGCAGUGAGUCGAACAUGUGCAGAGUCAUCGACAAGAACACCAUGAUGACUUCAGGCCGAUUCCUGGACCUUCCUGGUGGAGUAUAUAGCACCUCGGUGUGCAGCAGCGGCAAACAGGAGGGCCUCAUCGCCACCUCAUGUCAGAGUAGCGUCUACCUGCUGGAGCGCACGAUUUAACCUGCUGUGGUUCCUCACCUUGGCGUCUCCUCACAUUCCAACGGCAUGGGGAGCAGCUCCAGCUGUCAAAUGGAGGCAGGCACAGAAUUUCUCUGUCUCUUUCACUGUUCUCAUUGUUGCUGCCCAAAUGUUCAUGUCUGUUUUCUUAAUAAAGUUUGUUGUUGGUUUACA
Messenger RNA from Polypterus senegalus (gray bichir), 1486 nucleotides. RefSeq lists its product as uncharacterized. The coding region runs from base 218 to 1315 and encodes 365 amino acids. The transcript has 11 exons. Gene Ontology annotation, molecular function: protein binding. The record is from RefSeq and is a predicted model, not a curated record. NCBI's taxonomy places the organism in Eukaryota, Metazoa, Chordata, Cladistia, Polypteriformes, Polypteridae.